Molecule: messenger RNA, 3762 nt
Organism: Onychostruthus taczanowskii (white-rumped snowfinch)
Lineage: Eukaryota; Metazoa; Chordata; Aves; Passeriformes; Passeridae
Gene: KLHL13
Product: kelch like family member 13
Exons: 10
Coding region: 812-2701 (629 amino acids)
Biological process (GO): regulation of cytokinesis; protein ubiquitination
Cellular component (GO): Cul3-RING ubiquitin ligase complex
Molecular function (GO): ubiquitin-protein transferase activity; cullin family protein binding
Source: RefSeq, a predicted model, not a curated record
AGAUGUCAAAAUUAACCUGGACUGCUUGGGAAUGGCGAAACAUAGCCCUGGGAUCCUGCCAUGAACAAAUGCAGCUAAAGCUUCAAUUUACUUUUUCUGAUCGUGGAUUGACUGAGCUCACAAUUUAAGCUGCGCUGCUCAGAGGUAAUGUACACUGGCUAUCCAGGAGUCGCUUGUGAAGGCUGGAAGAUUUCUGAAUCUUGUGAAGUCUGCUGAAGUGUGUGUGCAUUGUUUUACUAGGAGGCUUCUCAGACUUUUACUUCCUGUUUUUAUCACUUGUUUCCCAUCUGAUGUGAACUGGCCUUUUCAUUAACGCUUCCAGAGCAGCAGUUGGUGCCUCUGAGUCUGUGACACAGACUGUCCAGAACAGAGUUCCUGGAGAAUGGAACUCCUAACUUUGUACUGCUAGCCCUCUUGGGAGAUAAUGAUUAAAAACCUUCCUCCAGUCAUAAGCAUAGAGGCAGAAGCUCACAUUACCUUUGGGAGAGGGGUGGCAUGGAAGUUGCUUUGUGGUCUGCCCACAGCAAACAACAGGAGUUGUGGGCAUUGUCACUGGUAGGGGCCUGCUCUGCAUUGUGGCCAUAGGAGCAACCGUAGGAGGACAACAGCAUUUUGGGCAGCUGCCACUGACAGACAAUCUGGGUGCUGUGCACAGCUCUGAACAAUGCUUGGGUCUGCAGCUGGGGAUGACAAGAGGAUGCAGAUGUUUGAGCCAAGGGCAGAAGAGACAGAGCAGUGCAGCUGUCCAGGACCAGAGCUGAUGUGAACCCGGGUGCAUGAAGAACAGAGGAGAUUUUUCCGCUUAUCAGAGAUGAUGUGGAGAGACUCUUUAUCCCUGGUGGAAGAGGAGGAUCCUCAUAUGAAAGUGUCUCUUGGGAGCAGCGAUAUGGGCGUCUCUGCCCAUCUGCAGUCUUCGAAGACAGGAACCACCAGAUUUUUCACCAGCAAUACUCACAGUUCUGUGGUAUUACAGGGCUUUGACCAGCUGCGAGUGGAAGGUUUGCUCUGUGAUGUGACGCUCGUUCCUGGAGAUGGUGAUGAGGUGUUCCCUGUCCACAGAGCAAUGAUGGCUUCUGCAAGUGAUUACUUCAAGGCCAUGUUCACAGGAGGAAUGAAGGAACAAGAUUUAAUGUGCAUUAAGCUUCAUGGUGUGAACAAAAUAGGCCUAAAGAAGAUCAUUGAUUUCAUCUAUACUGCAAAACUUUCCCUUAACAUGGACAACCUUCAGGACACUCUGGAAGCUGCCAGUUUUUUGCAGAUUUUACCUGUUUUGGACUUCUGUAAAGUAUUUCUUAUCUCUGGGGUUUCAUUGGAAAACUGUGUUGAGGUUGGGCGAAUUGCCAACACAUACAAUCUCACAGAAGUGGAUAAAUAUGUUAAUAAUUUCAUCCUGAAGAACUUCCCUGCAUUAUUAAGUACUGGUGAAUUUGUGAAACUCCCCUUUGAACGUCUUGCCUUUGUGCUUUCAAGUAAUAGCCUUAAGCACUGCACUGAACUGGAGCUCUUCAAGGCGGCCUGUCGCUGGCUGCGCUACGAGGAGCCUCGCAUGGAGUACGCUGCAAAGCUCAUGAAGAACAUCAGGUUUCCCCUGAUGACCCCCCAGGAUCUUAUCAACUACGUCCAGACAGUGGACUUCAUGAGAACUGACAACACCUGUGUCAACCUGCUUCUGGAGGCCAGCAAUUACCAGAUGAUGCCGUACAUGCAGCCGGUGAUGCAGUCGGAGCGGACGGCGAUCCGCUCGGACAGCACGCACCUGGUGACGCUGGGAGGGGUGCUCAGGCAGCAGCUGGUGGUCAGCAAGGAGCUGCGGAUGUACGACGAGAAGGCCCACGAGUGGAAAUCCCUGGCGCCCAUGGACGCGCCGCGGUACCAGCACGGCAUCGCCGUCAUCGGCAACUUCCUCUACGUGGUGGGAGGCCAGAGCAAUUACGACACCAAGGGAAAGACGGCGGUCGACACGGUCUUCAGGUUCGAUCCUCGCUACAACAAGUGGAUGCAAGUGGCAUCUUUGAACGAGAAACGGACCUUCUUCCACCUAAGUGCCCUCAAAGGACAUUUGUAUGCAGUCGGAGGUCGGAAUGCAGCGGGUGAGCUAGCCACUGUGGAAUGUUACAACCCCAGAAUGAACGAGUGGAGCUACGUGGCAAAAAUGAACGAGCCCCACUAUGGUCACGCUGGAACCGUCUAUGGGGGGUUAAUGUAUAUUUCAGGGGGAAUUACCCACGAUACUUUCCAAAAGGAACUCAUGUGCUUUGACCCUGACACAGACAAAUGGACUCAGAAAGCUCCGAUGACAACAGUCAGAGGUCUGCAUUGCAUGUGUACUGUAGGAGACAAGCUGUAUGUUAUUGGUGGAAACCACUUUAGAGGAACAAGUGAUUAUGAUGAUGUUCUAAGCUGUGAAUAUUACUCACCAACUCUAGACCAGUGGACUCCAAUUGCUGCCAUGUUACGUGGGCAAAGCGAUGUUGGGGUUGCUGUCUUUGAAAAUAAAAUCUAUGUUGUCGGAGGAUAUUCUUGGAAUAACCGGUGUAUGGUGGAAAUAGUUCAGAAGUAUGAUCCAGAAAAAGAUGAGUGGCAUAAAGUAUUUGACCUUCCAGAAUCCCUUGGUGGCAUUCGAGCCUGCACUCUCACUGUUUUCCCUCCGGAGGACAACACAGGGUCACCGUCCAGAGAGUCUCCUCUUUCAGCACCUUAGAACCCUCCCUUGGCUCACGAUGUUGUAGUAACACCUCUGCACUGCACCAUGGGGUCUCUUAUUUUUCUUCAGUAGUUUCUGUUAGGCUUAGCCUACAGCAUUUCAUACAAUUACUGGAAAAAAAAAAAAAAAGACUUUGACAUUAUUUGUGCUGUUUGUUUGGCCUAGAGUGUCUCUCAAGUGGUUAACAAAAGAAAUGUACUCGCCCGAGCCAAAUGUUUAACAAAUGAGAGGGUAUUGUCUGUAAAAUGUAUGAGCUAGGUACGUUAUUCAUGUUGUAUGUUGGGUGGUGAGGUACCUUGUAGCUUACAUUUGGGAGCCCAGUGAGUCAAAUUUGUAUUGAACAUGUCACUGAAUUUCAUGUUGAAAUCGGUUUUCCUUUCAUUUUUGACUGCAGAUCACAAGGGUAGGUAGACCACAUCAAUGUGAACUCUCUCUGAAGGUUGCCAAGGGGCCUGAGCUACCUCCCUCUUUACACAGAGUAUUUUUGACAUAUCUGUUUACCCACCUGACUUUGUGGGUGCUUUCAGAGCAUAUGAAGUUUCUUAGGCAGAGGGAAGAAAUAAAAUAAUUUUAAAAUAUUAGCACUGUACAGGAGCGGACCUUGUAGAGGCCAGGAGUUUUUUAUAACAUAUAUCGAGUGUUUUUCCUGAGUCAGUUGAAUGAUGCUUCAAACAAAACAUUCUAAACAUAUUUGUGUUUUUUAAUUUGGUUUUCUUUUCAGGAAUUGGCUUCCACUUGCAUGGGAGCACACACUAUUAACAAAUGGGAAUUCAGUGCAGCAGAGUAUUCUGUGCUAUGGCUGUACUGAAUAUGGGUAGUUAAGGGCUAGAAUCAGUAACUUAAGCCACCGAAUUUGACCAAAUGGUUCCAUCCGAUCAAAUUUAAUCUACCUUUUCUCCUUUACUGUUGAGAUAACUUGCAUAAUGUGUCCUCUGUAUAGUCUCAGUUAAUAAGGUUAUUUAGCACAAAGUGCAGCUUCAGUGAGAGAGCUGCUUUUGCUCAGUGAACCUGGACUACCACAUUUUACCUUUUUUUGUUCAAUAAAACUUUUAACUGCA